CGACGUCAUUGGGGAAAUUGAGUAAGCUGAGGUUAUGAGCGACGUCGAUAGGAUCCUUUUUAGGUGUGUUUCUCCGCUGAGCCUGAGCUUGGGUGUGGCUUCUUCGGUUCAUCGAGGCUCCCUGGCGUCGGAUUGGACUCGAGUGCACUGGUAGAUAAUCCAGAAUGCUGAAGGAUGCCUUUGACCAUCUUACCAACCACUUCACCUUUGCUAUCUCCUUCAUCUAGAAAAAUCCCCCACACCAAGAUCCCACCUAACCCCACACGUUUAUCGGAUAAUCAACAUGCCUGCAUCCGAAGCUGAAACCAAAGAAGCUUUUGCCCUGUUUGAUAAAAAGGGUACCGGAACCAUCAGUCGAGAAAGCUUGGGUGAUCUGCUCCGAGCCCUGGGCCAGAAUCCGACUCAAGCCGAGGUGGCCGAACUCGCCGCUAGCGCGCCCCGUGAUAUCGACUUUGCCACUUUCUCCGCUAUCCUCAAUCGACCGGGAGGAUUUUCGCCUGCGGGAACGGCCGAAGACUUUAUACGAGGCUUCCGUGUGUUCGAUAAGGACGGUAACGGAUACAUCGCAGCUGGCGAACUCCGAUACGUGUUGACCAGCUUGGGAGAGAAGCUCAGUGAUGAAGAGGUCGACGAGCUGAUGAAAGGCGUCCAGAUCGAAAGUGAUGGCAGAAUCGACUACGAGAAAUUCGUCAGGGGCAUUCUGCAGCAAUGAGCCGACCAGACCGUUUUCUUUCUCACUGGAUUAUGAGGGCGUCUACGCUUGUGUAUUCGCAAAAUCCUUCACACCAGAAUUUAAUUUAUGCUUUACCGCCUCCUCUCAAAUAAGGAAUUUAGAUAUUUGGAUUGUUGAUCAUUCUGGUUUGUGCGAUGUGGUGUGACUCGGGGGAGGGGGGGAUGUGUGGCCCAAUGAGACUCAGGUCAGAGAGCUUUCGCUGGAAAUUUG
Molecule: messenger RNA, 943 nt
Organism: Puccinia graminis f. sp. tritici CRL 75-36-700-3
Lineage: Eukaryota; Fungi; Basidiomycota; Pucciniomycetes; Pucciniales; Pucciniaceae
Exons: 5
Coding region: 284-712 (142 amino acids)
Biological process (GO): mitotic actomyosin contractile ring assembly
Cellular component (GO): myosin II complex
Molecular function (GO): calcium ion binding
Source: RefSeq, a predicted model, not a curated record